GCAGAUGCGCGUCUUGGUAGGUGGAGCAUGAUGCAUGCUUCGCGGACUUGCAGGAGAUCGCUGGCCGUGUGAUGCACAUGUGGACGUCCGCCUAUCCUGCUAAGAGGAAUUGGGCAGAGCAGGAGCGCAUCCACACGACCAAGCGCAACAAGCUCGAGUUCAGGAAGGUCGCGCAGUUGGUUGAGAUUGCUAAGAAUCUCAAACUACUUGGAUGCGGCGAGCGGAGUGGGGGGUACGUUCUUCCGUGGGGUCGCAUGGCAACCCUGGCUGAGGCGCAGCCAGAGGAGUAUACACACCCGGUGGUCGACGACGAGGAUGAGGAGGACGAGCCUGAGCCAGAGGAGUGGGGAGCCAGAGCUCAGUCAUCAAGCGGAGAUACUGCUUCCUUACGACCACGUGCCUCUGCCGCCACCAGAGUCGGUGCGGGCGUCGGAGGACAUGGAUUUCAGCCACGCUGCACAUUCAUUCGGGAGAGCGACGACGAUUCCAUCCCCGCGACCGAUAUAGGGUUGGAGCGUGGACAGCGAGACGCUUCAGGCGGCGCAAGUGGAGUUGCUAGAAGUGGCGCGAGUGGAGAUGCGGAGGGUCUAGUGGUGUACCCCGUGGGCAGCGGUGUUCGAGGACGGACUGACGGGCGAGAGAGAGUGGGGGAUGAGGCCGGGUAUCAUCCUAUGGAAGGUGGUGGAGCAGAGUCCACGGAGGAGCUCCAUACCCAGAUGGAUCGAGAGGAGGACCAGCGGCUGGCGCAGUUGCAGAGAGAGUGGGUGGGUAGAGAUGCGUACAUGGCGGAGCAGCAGCGUCUUCGGGACUUGGAGACGGGUAUUGUUGUCCCUGAUGCGCGCGGGGUCGAGCAUAGCGUUCCUACAGUCCCGCACCCGUUUGCAGCGGACACAGCGACACCCGACACCCCAGUGCCUGAGACGUCGCCCCAGGGAGAUAUCGACUCGGGGUCCGCGAUGGGAGGAGACUUAGGUGCGUCUGAGUAUGGAGAUCCGGCUGUGUCCAACGCCAUACUUGGACUGUGUGCGGCGGGCAUGUUGCAGCGUGAUCCUCCAGCCACUCAAGAGCCAGUUCCUAUGGACGGUGAUUCAGGCGAGUUGGAUGGAGGCCGCAGACCCGAUGCGGAGGGCGAUGAUGGGGCGGGUGAUCCCGACCGUCUUGCACCUGCGCAUAGUGCCGGUUCAGGUCGAUCGUCACACUGGCCGAUUGGGGGUGACGCAUGUGGACCUGUACAGGGUGAUGCAGAUGUGGACGAGGCCGGAGGCAAUAUGUCGUUGGCGUUGGUGUUGCGUGGUCCUUCACCGAUGGCACACGAGGAUCCUUCACAUCCUGCGGAGGGUGGAGGUGGUGUUGAUGAGGAGGGGAAGGGCGGUAUAGCACAUGACCGUCCUGACCCCGUGAGAGCAGAUAUGGAGGAAGGGAAGAUUACACCAGGCCUACUUGACCCUGACGAGUUGCACCGUGCGCUACUGGAGGAUCCGAUUAGCAGGGGACCUGCGGGAUCUCUCAGGGUCAGAGUUCGAUCGCCUCCGCUUUACACACCUUUGAGCCCUCUGUAUUUUGGCUCUCCUGCGAGCUUGGAGCGUGAGCAGCAAUGUUCAGAGACUAUCAGAGCAACGGCUUCGGGUGCACGUACGACUCGCAUCUCCCCAGUUACACCUCCUCCACCGACUACACUCCACGAUACUCCGACAACUAUCACGGGUAGUAUUGCCGAGAGAGGCCACAUGCCGUCGUCGUCGUCACCUCGCCUCAACACACAGCAGUCGCUUCACCGUCCAUGAAGCACAGUGCGACGAGUUGAUGAUGGUAUGGGGGGUGAUUUCGCAGCGCAGCAGGCACGUUUGAGGGAGGAGUAGAGGCCGACACUAAGUAUGGGGACUGCUUAUCGCAUUCUCGGACUCCCUAGAUACGGCGCGCACAGAGACCUACUUUUAGGUUCAUGCAUGGUCGCGCCUGCGUUGUACACUUCCGGAGAGGACGGUGUGUCGGCGCCUCGUGGAGAGCGAUCUCACACCAGCAUUAACGAGA
Messenger RNA from Chara braunii, 2031 nucleotides. Lineage: Eukaryota; Viridiplantae; Streptophyta; Charophyceae; Charales; Characeae. The record is from the annotation of a GenBank genome assembly.